AUGAAACAAAUUUGGAAACACUUUUUGGCUGCAGUCAGAGAUGCAUCAUUGAGCAUAUUAACUUCAAAUUUACACUUCCUUCGUAACAAAAAAUCUGCAAUAUCGUUGGAAGAUAUUUGUAAUAUUAGCAAUGCUAUUCAUUUAUGCAUUGUAACAAAUGCGCACGGCCUAAGUUAUUCGAUACAAUUUGAAUUAAUGAAAUAUUGGCUCGAAAUUAUCGGUAUUAUUCGUGCCAGUGCCGAAACUUUAAACAUCGAUUUUCUAUGUUAUUUAAACAACAGUAAUACAUCAUUAUUACGAUCGGGAUGUGAUUUAAUUUACACAGCGCCUAUUAAAUUGGCCGAUGCAUUAAAUCGUGUUCCAGUUAAUGUACCUCUACUCUCCAGCCCAAUCGUUCACACAAUCGAACAUAAACAAGUAAUUAAUCCAAAAACUCAACUUUUCAUUGAACGAGCUGGUUUACCUCUGCCGUGUGACACAAGUCAACGCGGUCGAAUUAUUGUUAAUUUCGACAUUGAAUUUCCCGACAUGCCUCUAGGAGUAGAAGCAAACUAA
Messenger RNA from Didymodactylos carnosus, 555 nucleotides. Lineage: Eukaryota; Metazoa; Rotifera; Eurotatoria; Philodinida; Philodinidae. The record is from the annotation of a GenBank genome assembly.